GGGGCAGCAGCCGCGCCGUGAGCGCCGGGGGCUGGAGCGGAGCGGCGGGGCACCCCCGGAGGAGGGCGGCGGGGAGGAGGAGGAGGACGGACGCGGGGUCCGCCUGACCGGGUGUAUCGUGUCCGCAGGGCAGCCGCCGCGGUCCGUCGUCCCCGGGAGCGGAGCCGCGGGUUGUCGCCGGCCUCCUGCCGGGUUUUGUUUUGGGUUUUUUUUUGUUUAUUUUUUCCAUGAGUCGGGGACGGGCAGCGCUCCUCGCCCGUUCCCCCGGCUCCGGCUCCGUCUCCGGCGGCGGCCCGGCGUGGCGGAGGCGACGGUGAGAUGGGGGGUAGCCUGGGCUGCCACCGCUCCAUCCCCCGCGACCCGGCGGACCUGUGCCACAGCCGCAAGUUCAGCGCGGCGUGCAACUUCAGCAACAUCCUCGUCAACCAGGAGAGGCUCAACAUCAACACGGCCACGGAGGAGGAGCUGAUGACCCUGCCCGGGGUCACCCGGGUGGUGGCCCAGAACAUCGUGGAGUACCGGGAGUACAUCGGCGGCUUCAAGAAGGUGGAGGACCUGGCGCUGGUGAGCGGGGUGGGGGCGGCCAAGCUGGAGCAGGUGAAGUUCGAGAUCUGCGUGAGCAGCAAGGGCAGCUCGGCGCAGCACUCGCCCAGCUCCCUGCGCAAGGACCCGGCUUCCGAGCACCACCUCUCCGCCACCAAGAUCAACAUCAACACCGCCACCCCAGCCCAGCUCAUGAGCAUCCGCGGCGUCACCGAGAAGAUCGCCAACAGCAUCGUGGACUACCGUAAAGAGCACGGGCCCUUCAAAAGUAUUGAGGACUUGGUGAGGAUGGACUGUAUCAAUUCCUCCUUUCUGGACAAAAUCAGGCAUCAGAUUUUUGCGGAGAGGUCCCGGCCCCCUUCGACGAACACCAAUGGUGGCCUCAACUUCACGGCCAAGCCUCACCCCAGCCCCACUUCUCUGAGCCUCCAGAGCGAGGACUUGGACUUUCCUCCUGGGGGUCCAACCCAGAUCAUAUCUACUCGCCCCUCUGUGGAGAUGUUCGGGGGGGUGAGAGACGGCAGACCCGUGCUGAGGGUGGCUACCUGGAACCUGCAAAGCUGCUCCAUUGAGAAAGCCAACAACCCAGGUGUGCGGGAGGUUGUGUGCAUGACGCUGCUGGAGAACAGCAUCAAGCUUUUGGCUGUGCAGGAGCUGGUCGAUAGAGAAGCUCUGGAAAAGUUUUGUACGGAGCUGAACCAGCCGACGCUGCCAAACAUCCGCAAGUGGAAGGGCCCUAGAGGAUGUUGGAAGGGUGUUGUUUCCGAAAAACCCUCGGGCCAGCUACACAAGGGAGUUGAGUAUUCUGGCUUCCUCUGGGAUACAACAGCUGGCAUUGAACUGAAAGAUGCUUCAUCUCAGGAGAGUGCACAGACUAAUGGCAAUGGGAGGCACUCAUAUCCUCACCCGUAUCUUGCACAUUUCAAGGUUGGGAUGAAUGAUUUAACGCUGGUUAACCUUCAUCUGGUCUUGUCGCCCUCGGCCGGAGAGAAUACCGGGAAGAACCACGACAGCCACAAACUGGCAGCCUUUGCGCAAACUUUGCAGGAGACUCUGAAAGGAGAAAAAGAUGUCAUCAUCCUUGGAGAUUUUAACCAGGCCCCUGACAGCAGUGACCAUGACAUCCUGAGGAAGGAGAAGUUCCAUCACCUGGUCCCUUCCAGCACCUUCACCAACAUCAGCACAAAGAACCCACAAGGGUCCAAGUCGCUGGAUAACAUCUGGAUCAGUCGGAGCUUGAAAAAGGUUUUCACAGGCCACUGGGCUGUUGUGCGAGAAGGUCUUACAAACCCAUGGAUCCCCGAUAACUGGUCCUGGGGUGGGGUGGCUUCGGACCACUGCCCCGUGCUUGCUGAAUUUUACCUGGAAAAGGACUGGAGCAGGAAGGAGGUGACACGGAAUGGGAACGGGGUGACAGUCGAACGCAACGACUCCCACGCUAAGCAUGAACGAUGACGUGAACUUGAGGGUGCCUCUUCUGCCCCCCAGGGUGCAGCCAAAGGCUCUGCUCGCUCGUGGCUCAAGCGGCAGAGCAGGACUGUCUCCCCUUUUCCUUCCUUCCCGCUCUCCUCCCCACGCCUAGAAAGCAUCAGCACUUGAUUUUGGUGGCCCUGGCUUUGUGCCCCUCCUCGGACAGUUGUGCGGUGUCUGAGGGGGCUCAUGGCAGUGAAGCAAUUUGCAACUUUUUCUGGGGACACAGAGGACAUUUCCAUGCCUGGAGAUUUGGAUGAGAAUUGUACAGAAAAUAAAGUGUACUUUUAAUACUGUACAGGAUCUUUGCUAAAAUGCAGCCGAGGAGGGCUUUGCUGUGAGGGUGAGGGGGGAGUGAUGGUUAUUUUCCUUUGCCUCCUUGUAAAUUGAGGGAAUAAGAGAGGCCCCAAAAAGAGAGACACUGUGGAAAUUCUUGGCAGGUUGCAAAUGCUGUUCAGAACUUGCAAAAGCUGCUGGAGCUGGUCCCUACGUGACCCGAAGUGAGGCCUGAGUGAUCCCUCCAGCUCAGCCUGGAGAGACUUCAUUCCUCCACAGCCCCGUGGGGAUGUGGGCGCCUCUCUUCCUUCCCUUCCUCUCUCCUUAUGCACCUGGAUGCUCCUGGCAGGGUGCAUUUUGCCCCAGAAGGGCUUUCUGAAGCUUGGCUUUGGCUUGUUUCACGUGCAGCGUUCAUUGUUGGUUUUUUCCUACAUGUUGGCCUUCAGGAGCUCAAAACCACCGACUUGUCCCUCUGGUCCACUUCUCCAGUGCCCUUAGCUUUGCUCUCUGUUGGGAAUCUGGCAGGAACAGCCCUUGUCCUCUGGCCUUGCAACUGGCAUCAAAGAGGAGAUGUAGCCCUGAGCCUUUGUGUAGGAGUCGGUGUUCUGAGCAGGACUCUGCGUCGGGGAUAGAUAGGUAAUACAUGAGUGGGAGGUCUAUAGACGAGCCCAUGUUCACAUGGUCACUGCAAAGGCUGAUGCACGUGUUGCACCAGCCUCUGCCCAUCGAUCUUUUAGGGGUUUUGAGUUUCUCCCCCUGGAAGACCAGGCAGUUAUGCAUCACUUUCCUGAGCUUCAUUGCUGCAUAAGCCUGGUCCAGGCACCGCAACAGGGAGCCCGAAUACAGUGUAUGGUCAUGGUGCACGUGGCAGGGACGGGGUCUGCUUCUAAGGAGGUUUGUUUCUGUGCACGUCCUGGGCGGGGAGGACUUCAGUCAGCAAGCUGCCAUCACAGUGCCGGGGAUGGAGCAUUAAAUUUGCCACCUAUGUAACAUUUUUCAAGUAGCAAUUAAUAAAUGGUGACCUAAAAGGGAAACGUAUAAGGACUAGAAAAAGCAACGCAGCAUCUGCAAAAGAAAUAGGCUGAGUGUGAAAGGAGCUGAGCUGCCCACUAGCCCAGCGCUUUCUGCUCCGGGCUGCAGAUGACCACACAUUUUGCUGCUAAGGAGGAAAGAAAGCGCUCUGGCACGACUCAUUGGGCUAUAAAGGGAAAACUACUCCUGACAGUAGUGCCACACUGAUGGAGAUGUUGUAACUGAGGGGUUUAGAGCAAAACAGUAUCAUAUUCGUGUAGCAUUUUCAUCACUUUAAUUUUCUGAAAUAUCGUCUCAUUUCAGGUAGCAACAACUGAAUAAAUUCACAUGGAAACUCACACAGUUGAAUAUUUCAAGCAGCUUUUCUGACUAUACGCAAAACUAAACCCGGAGGAAGGUGGAAUAGUCUGGGUGUGACUCUCAGACUGAGGGAGAUUUCAUUGACAUUUCAAGAGGUUAAGUGAAUGACUAAGAGUUCAGAGCGUCAGACCAAAAAUAUACCUUUACUUGCUCAGCAUUUCCUGUUAAAAAUGGGAGGUGCAGGCAUUUGUCCCUGCUCAUUAUAGAAACUAGCGGGAGAGCUCGGCUACAGCUUUCAUUCUAGAUCCUUGGUGCUGCUUUUUCCUUUUCCACCAAGCAUGAUUUUGCUGCCCCCCAUUAAUUUGAGUGGCACCAGAUCCCCCAAGCAGUUCUCCCUGGACCACUGCAAAAUAUAGGUGAGGAUGCAAUAGAGUUGCCUUAGUCAAAUGACUAUCACAUGAGGUGAGCGGCAGUAAAUUCCCAAGCACACACUCACUCUCUUGUACCAACUAGUGUUUGGUAGUGUGACGUAAAUUAAUUUGGAGGCUGAAAUGACAUUAUAGCUCUAGAAAUAAAACUUCAAAGGGCCAGAUCCCAUUUGGUCUGCUGCAGGUGUAAAUAAAUCCAGAGCCACCAAAGCCUAGAGAAGGACCUGAAUUCUCCUGUAUGGGUGGUGAUCUGCAAGCAGCAGUGCUAGCGGUCGCUGGAAGGUCCCUUCCUUUGGCUGAUGAGUUGCUGAUUAGCACAGGCUGCCGGCAAGGGAAACGAGCUGAGCCACUCUAGUAACCCAUGUGUGAGCUGUAGGAAAGGUUAAUGAGGCUGGUCUGUAGACCAGAGGUUGCUCAGCCCAGCCUGGUGGGAGGAAGUGGGGAGCUGUGGAAAGGUGAUUAUUUGGUGAAUACAAAGAUGCCUUGAAAUAAGGUAGGUCCUACAGGGUCAGAGAGAGGAGGACAGAGGAGUUUGGUACCUACGGGUCUCCACUUGCUUGCAUGGAGCAUCAGUACAAGGUAUGUGCCUGGGUUACUUCAUGUUGGGAGGCAGCAGUGCCUGACCAUCUUGAUGGUUUCACUGGUUUUAAAAAGCUUGCUUUGGUUUUUGCGUGCGACGUCCUAGGAGGAUGAUGAAGUAGUUGUGAGCCGGAUGGAUUUUGGGAGUUCCUGAGAGCAUUUGUCAUGUUAUGGUGGUUCAGAAGCUGAAGUAGUGGCCGACUUCCUCCUGUGCCUGUGGGAGCAAACCUUAAAAGCAAUUUUAUUUUGAGAUGCUUACAGUAGAAGCUAGGCUAGCCCAGCUUUCUGUAGUUGUAUUGCCCUGGCAGCGCCAAGGUAGGCAGCAACGAUGGAGGCAGCACAGAAACGGUGAGCCUUUAUUGCAGAAGGCCUGACGCAGGCUCUACACCUUGCAUGUUUUGAGCUCCCCUCAGGAGCCCAAAUUUUGUGAGGCUGGGUCCUGCUUCAUAAGUAGCGUCACCAAUGGCUACAGACUGAUUUGGUCCAGGUUUAUCUUUUCCUAAGUAUGGUCACGUCUGGAAGGCAGUUCAGCUCACCUGGGCACAGCAAAGGGUGGUGGAGCUCUUCCCUGCCCACUGCACGUGGAGCCUGGCGGCUUCCUGACAACCAAGCUCUGCCUCUUAUCUCCUCCGGACACAUGCCAGCCUCAGACUUCCCCUGGCCAGGUGACAUAGGGACAGCUGAUGUGCAGCCCAUGGUCCCUGCGGUGGCUGUGGCUGGUGAGACCCCACAGCGGUCUGCAGGGGAGCUCUGUCCUCCUCCUGGCAGCUUCUGAGAGGAGAGGUGGCUCCUGGUGGGGCACGGAAGAGUUUUUAAGUUCAGUUUCUACCUUUUAGCAGCUGCUGGAAUAAAAGCUUAAAGCAGGGCCCCGCUCGUGGAGGCUGAGGGCGGCACGUCUGGUGUUAGGCCUCUCCUCUUUGCUCCCCAUGGCGAAGGCUUUUAAAAUAUCCACAGCCAAAUUAUUCUCCUUUCCUAUUUUCUGUGACCUGUUUCCCUCAGGGCAAAGCCUCUGCUUUGUCCCGUGGGCUUGUUAGGAGGAUUUAUCUGGCAAAUUGUCCAUUUGGUCACUUGGCUUUGCAGUGUUGUUGCACCAAGCAGUGCUGCAAACGGCCUAAAAAAAAAAAAAAAAAAAAAAAAAGAAGGAGCUGCGAUAUAGGAGGAGUAUUUUGUCUUUUGGAGAGCUGCUAAAAUCCUCUGAGGAUCAAACACAACUAAAUAACUGUCCUGGAAAUAAACUUCCAAGAAUCGGGUCAUGGCAGCAGUGGGUUGAAUGACUCCUGGUGCAGCAGGGGUGGAAGCUGGAUCACAGAUCACACGAGGUAACCUGCCUUGGUCUUGGCAUUCUUGAGCCCUCAUGGGAAUUGGUGCUCAGCAUUCCUAGAAAAGGUCAGAAAAGGAUCAGCCCAGGGGACUUCAAGGUUUUCCUAGACAUCUAAAUGCCUUCAUUGCAGAAUUAGUUGAUUUUUGGUUUUAAAACUGGUGUCUUGAAGGAGCUCGCUGGGCAUGGGCAGGAG
Molecule: messenger RNA, 6142 nt
Organism: Chroicocephalus ridibundus (black-headed gull)
Lineage: Eukaryota; Metazoa; Chordata; Aves; Charadriiformes; Laridae
Gene: EEPD1
Product: endonuclease/exonuclease/phosphatase family domain containing 1
Exons: 7
Coding region: 319-1998 (559 amino acids)
Biological process (GO): DNA repair
Cellular component (GO): plasma membrane
Molecular function (GO): catalytic activity; DNA binding
Source: RefSeq, a predicted model, not a curated record